AUGAUUUUCUGCAAGACGAAGGAGCACAUCGCAAGUAACAAGCACUCAUUGAUGGAAGAUUUUAGCAUUAAAGAUCUUGGAGAUCUCAAGUUAUGCCUCGGGAUCGAGAUUCAUCGCAAGCGCGAAGAUGGAACGAUCAAGAUGAACCAGAAGGCGUACAUCAAGCGACUUUCAGAUAAGUUCGGCGUUGAAAACUGCAAGGACGUGCACACGCCGGCGGACAGUAACUCGAAGUUGGUCAAGAUGGGUCAAGAGGAAGCGUUUGUACCAAAGUACCCACACCUUGACCUGGUGGGCGCUUUAAUGUACAUCGCCACAUGUACACGAACGAGCAUUGUGCAUGCGGUUGGCGAAGUUGCGAAGUUUUGCGAGCGCUACGAUAACUCGCAUUGGACAGCAGCAAAGCGGAUUCUCAAGUAUCUCAAGACGACUCAAGACCUAAUCAUCGUUUUCAGCGACAUCAACAAGGAAGAGCUGAUCGGAUCGCGGAUGCAAACUGGGCUGGCGACCUCGGCACGCAGCGUUCGACAAAAGGAUACGUUUUCUUUAUGA
Molecule: messenger RNA, 552 nt
Organism: Peronospora matthiolae
Lineage: Eukaryota; Oomycota; Peronosporomycetes; Peronosporales; Peronosporaceae
Source: the annotation of a GenBank genome assembly